This is a messenger RNA of Aspergillus fumigatus Af293, 1290 nucleotides long. Its product is annotated as GIY-YIG nuclease family protein. Lineage: Eukaryota; Fungi; Ascomycota; Eurotiomycetes; Eurotiales; Aspergillaceae. The record is from RefSeq and is a predicted model, not a curated record.
AUGCCAAUUGACGGUCAAAAUGGCGGUACCUCUCCGGAGAGCCGUGACACAGGGCGACCUGUCGAAGGGACCCCCGCGGCGUCUGUGCGACCAAUGCCGAUCUGGGAGCUGGAAACCAAUAUCAAGGAGGUGAUCCUGAAGACUGCCACGAAUGACGAAAAAGGGUAUGCCUAUCUAUUCGCUGAUCAGAGCGACGAGGCGGGAUAUUUCAAAGUGGGAAAAUCUGCAACGCCAUUGAAGCGCGGGAAACGGCAUCAAAGUCAGUGCGGGCACCGAACCUUCACAGUGAUCGAUGGGGUGCCCCGAGGAAUGUCAGUUCCUUGGCACGGGCGGUUAGAGUCAUUGGCGCUCGCUGAACUCGCCAAUAUGAAUUAUUCAUACAAAUGCAUUUGCGGUACGCGCCACCGAGAAUACUGUACUGGAAGCUGGACCGAGGCCUUGGAGAUCUUGAACUGCUGGUCCCGCUGGCUGCAGCUCAGUCCGUAUGACGAGAAUGCCCAACUUCUGCCUUUCUGGAGGGAUAGACUUCGUCUUCUGGGAGGGGAACGUUUUAGCCACCCCAGGUGCCCCCGCGCUGAAUGUCGGGACAGCGACAUUGGCUUCAGCUCAUGUCAAAAAUGCCUCCGGCUGCGCUUGAAAGCAUGGACUGACGUGACAGAUCUCGAUUAUUUCGAGUACGAAUGUCGCAUGAGGAUUGGCUGGGGGUUUCACCGUCAAGUCAUGUUCUUGAUGUGGCCGCUCUUGGGGAAUAGUGCUUUGACUCUCAUUGACGGCUGCGAGGGAUUGAAACGCCUCGCAUCCUUUUUGUGGGCCCCGAUGACACAUUUGCAUUUGCUUUUGCUGUUGGUGCUCUCGCUCUUGCUCUCGAGCAAUGCUUCUCGCGCAUCCGUUCUGAGCUAUGUUAUCUCUUGCAUAUUUGCCUAUUGCAGGAUCAGGAGCGGAUUGAGCUACACUCCAAAAGCCCACACCAUUCCCCAGCCACCGCACAAGAAGGCCACUAGGACAGUUUCGAAAUCUCCAGCACUGAGGAUUCCUCCUGAAGCAGCCAGUGAAAAGGAGAUGCCAGAUACAGAAGAACCGCCCUCCGAGAAGCGCCCAGUCAGCCGUCACAGAGCGCACGAUAUCUCAAAUACUCCCCGGGGCCAAAGCGCCCCCGGAUCCCCUGAAAUGUCUGACAUAUCAGAGUACAACAGGCCCAAUCCGUUCUUGACGCCGGACCGAGCAACAAGGACAGUUGGAAAAAACAGCCCGAAAGCCGGCGCAAAGCGACGAAAGAGCGAUGUUCGUUGA